Coregonus clupeaformis (lake whitefish) is the source of this 620-nucleotide messenger RNA. RefSeq names its product cartilage matrix protein-like. The transcript is spliced from 4 exons. The record is from RefSeq and is a predicted model, not a curated record. The annotation marks the transcript as partial. NCBI's taxonomy places the organism in Eukaryota, Metazoa, Chordata, Actinopteri, Salmoniformes, Salmonidae.
AUUGAGCUACAGAGGACCAACCAGAUCAUAGACAAACUGGACGUCUCCGAGACCAGGGCUCAUGUUGGACUGGUCCAGUUCUCCAGCUCUGUCAAACAGGAGUUCCCUCUGGGUCGUUACAACAACAAGAAGGACCUGAAGGACGCGGUGAAGAAGAUGGCCUACAUGGAGAGGGGGACCAUGACAGGCCAGGCCCUGCGCUACCUGACAGACAGCAGCUUUGCACCAGCCGGUGGGGCACGGCCCGGGGUCGCCAAGGUCGGCAUCGUGUUCACCGAUGGACGCAGCCAGGACUACAUCGGAGACGCCGCCAAGAAGGCCAAGGAGCAAGGUUUUAGGAUGUAUGCUGUGGGCGUGGGUAAUGCUGUAGAGGAUGUGUUGAGGGAGAUAGCAUCAGAGCCAACAGGAGAACACUACUUCUACACCGCAGACUUCAAAGCCAUGACGGCCAUCGCUAAGAAGCUGCAGAUCAACAUCUGUCAAGAGGAGGACCCAUGUGAAUGUGACUCUGUCGUUAAGUUCCAGAAAAAAGUAGAAGAAGCCUUACAGGCACUAACGAAAAAACAUAUCCUUUACAAGAGUGUGAGAGUAUGGUAAAGGUGUUGUGUGACCACUGUGUG